Messenger RNA from Vicia villosa (hairy vetch), 1014 nucleotides. Its product is annotated as protein DOG1-like 4. Gene Ontology annotation, biological process: DNA-templated transcription. The transcript has a single exon. Lineage: Eukaryota; Viridiplantae; Streptophyta; Magnoliopsida; Fabales; Fabaceae. The coding region runs from base 229 to 903 and encodes 224 amino acids. The record is from RefSeq and is a predicted model, not a curated record. Gene Ontology annotation, molecular function: sequence-specific DNA binding.
UAUAAAGUGCUAAAACAUGAUACGCUCACACAUAUUCAUAUUUGCAAUGCGUCAAUCUCAGUUGUUCCCAUUUAGCUGCGCGUAAUCCAUGCAAUCCAUUUCUCACUACUCUCUUUUUCUUUCGUGUCUUUCUCUUAUCUUUCCAUCUGUUUCUUUUCCUUCACCUCCUUCUUCUUUCAUCUCACCAUAUAUCCACACACUAUCUCAUACACAACAACAACAAACAACAUGAAGAAGAGUUUCUCAGAAUUCUACGAGAAAUGGAUUUUGAACCUAGAGGAAAUUCAGCACCAGCUUCUGAAGGUAUCAAAAAGAGAGACGGUGAUGAAUGAACAAGAGCUACAAACACUGGUUUCAAAAGUCACGGCUCAUUUGAAAGAAUACUACACUGUGAAAUGGAGAGCAGCGCAUGAAGAUGUUGUUGUUUUCUUUUCACCAACAUGGGUUACUCCAUUGGAAAACUCAUAUCUCUGGAUAACCGGGUGGAAACCUUCUACUGUCUUUCGCAUCCUGGAGAAGUUCGACAUGACAGAUGAAGAGAAGAAGAAGAUAGAUGGACUGAGAAUGAAGACAAAGAUGGAGGAAGAAAAGGUGGAGGGAGAGAUGGAGAGGCAGCAAGUGGCUAUGGCUGAUUUGAAGAUGGUGAAGCUGGCGAAAAUAUCAUGCAGAGGUAGGAAAGAUGAUGCAAGAGUGGAUGGGUUGGUUGAAGUGGCUUUGAAAGGAGUGUUUGGUGGUUUGGAGAAAGUAAUGAAAAGUUCAGAUUGUGUUAGACUUAAGACACUGAAAGGGGUUUUGGAUGUUCUUACUCCAAUUCAGUCUCUUCAUUUUUUGGCUGCACAUAUUGGUAUGCAGUUAAGCUUGAGGCAACUUGGGAUCAACAAGAUCACUCAGAAAGAUCCAUAGUCUUAGUUUUGAGUAGUAUAUGUUUAAUUUAAUAGGCUUAAGUAGCUUAUUAAUUAAUUUGUUUAGUAUACUCCUUUAUUAAGUAGAACCCAAAAAUGAAAAGAAAAAAAC